AUAAAGGGAAGGGGGGAAAACAUCAAAUCUAUGAUUGGACCUGGGCUUCUUUUUCGCCAAUGCAAAAAGGAAUAUGCAGCACAUUUUUGCCUUCUUCUGCACCGGUUUCCUAGGCGCGGUAGUAGGUGCCAAUUUUCCCAACAAUAUCCAGAUCGGGGGAUUAUUUCCAAACCAGCAGUCACAGGAACAUGCCGCUUUUAGAUUUGCUUUGUCGCAACUCACAGAGCCCCCAAAGCUGCUCCCCCAGAUUGAUAUUGUGAACAUCAGCGACAGCUUUGAGAUGACCUAUAGAUUCUGUUCCCAGUUCUCCAAAGGAGUCUAUGCCAUCUUUGGGUUUUACGAACGGAGAACUGUCAACAUGCUAACCUCCUUCUGUGGGGCCCUCCAUGUCUGCUUCAUUACGCCGAGCUUUCCCGUUGACACAUCCAACCAAUUUGUCCUUCAACUGCGCCCUGAGCUCCAGGAUGCCCUCAUCAGCAUCAUCGACCAUUACAAGUGGCAGAAAUUUGUCUACAUUUAUGAUGCCGACCGGGGUUUGUCAGUCCUGCAGAAAGUCCUGGACACAGCUGCAGAGAAGAACUGGCAGGUGACAGCAGUGAACAUUUUGACGACCACGGAGGAGGGAUACCGAAUGCUCUUUCAGGACCUAGAGAAGAAAAAGGAGCGACUAGUCGUGGUGGACUGUGAAUCGGAACGCCUCAAUGCUAUCUUGGGCCAGAUUAUAAAGCUGGAGAAGAAUGGCAUUGGCUACCACUAUAUCCUUGCAAAUCUGGGUUUUAUGGACAUUGACUUAAACAAAUUCAAGGAGAGUGGAGCAAAUGUGACAGGUUUCCAGUUGGUGAACUACACAGACACCAUCCCAGCCAAAAUCAUGCAGCAGUGGAAGAACAGCGAUGCUCGAGACCACACCCGGGUGGACUGGAAGAGACCUAAGUACACCUCUGCACUCACCUACGACGGGGUGAAGGUGAUGGCUGAAGCUUUCCAGAGCCUGCGGAGGCAGCGAAUCGAUAUAUCCCGCCGGGGGAAUGCUGGGGACUGCCUGGCGAACCCAGCUGUGCCCUGGGGCCAAGGGAUCGACAUCCAGAGAGCUCUGCAGCAGGUGCGGUUUGAAGGCCUGACAGGAAACGUGCAGUUCAAUGAGAAAGGACGCCGGACCAACUACACCCUCCAUGUCAUUGAAAUGAAGCAUGACGGCAUCCGAAAGAUCGGCUACUGGAAUGAAGAUGAUAAGUUUGUCCCUGCAGCCACGGAUGCUCAAGCCGGAGGGGAUAAUUCAAGUGUUCAGAAUAGAACAUACAUCGUCACUACAAUCCUAGAAGAUCCUUAUGUGAUGCUCAAGAAGAAUGCCAACCAGUUUGAGGGCAAUGAUCGCUACGAAGGCUACUGUGUGGAGCUGGCGGCAGAGAUUGCCAAACACGUGGGCUACUCCUACCGUCUUGAGAUCGUCAGUGAUGGAAAAUAUGGAGCCCGUGACCCUGACACAAAAGCUUGGAAUGGCAUGGUGGGAGAGCUGGUCUAUGGAAGAGCCGAUGUGGCCGUGGCCCCUUUAACUAUCACUUUGGUCCGGGAAGAGGUGAUAGACUUCUCCAAGCCAUUUAUGAGUUUGGGGAUCUCCAUCAUGAUAAAAAAGCCACAGAAGUCCAAGCCGGGGGUCUUCUCCUUCCUUGACCCUUUGGCUUAUGAGAUCUGGAUGUGCAUCGUCUUUGCCUACAUUGGAGUGAGUGUCGUCCUUUUUCUGGUCAGCCGCUUCAGCCCCUAUGAAUGGCACAGUGAAGAGUUUGAGGAAGGGCGGGACCAGACAACCAGUGACCAGUCCAAUGAGUUUGGGAUAUUCAACAGCUUGUGGUUCUCCCUGGGAGCCUUCAUGCAGCAAGGAUGUGACAUUUCUCCCAGGUCCCUGUCUGGUCGCAUUGUUGGUGGCGUCUGGUGGUUCUUCACCUUAAUCAUCAUCUCCUCAUACACAGCCAACCUGGCUGCCUUCCUGACCGUGGAGAGGAUGGUGUCUCCCAUCGAGAGUGCCGAGGACCUAGCGAAGCAGACGGAAAUCGCUUACGGAACACUGGAAGCAGGAUCCACUAAGGAGUUCUUCAGGAGGUCUAAAAUCGCUGUGUUUGAGAAGAUGUGGACAUACAUGAAGUCAGCAGAACCAUCAGUUUUUGUGCGGACCACAGAGGAGGGGAUGAUUCGAGUGAGAAAAUCCAAAGGCAAAUAUGCCUACCUUCUGGAGUCCACCAUGAAUGAGUACAUUGAGCAGCGGAAACCCUGUGACACCAUGAAGGUGGGAGGUAACUUGGACUCCAAAGGCUAUGGCAUUGCAACGCCCAAGGGGUCCGCCCUGAGAGGUCCCGUAAACCUAGCGGUUUUGAAACUCAGUGAGCAAGGCGUCUUAGACAAGCUGAAAAGCAAAUGGUGGUACGAUAAAGGGGAAUGUGGAAGCAAGGACUCCGGAAGUAAGGACAAGACAAGCGCUCUGAGCCUCAGCAAUGUGGCGGGCGUGUUCUACAUCCUGAUCGGAGGACUGGGCCUAGCCAUGCUGGUUGCCUUAAUCGAGUUCUGCUACAAAUCCCGUAGCGAAUCCAAGCGGAUGAAGGGUUUCUGUUUGAUCCCACAGCAAUCCAUCAACGAAGCCAUACGGACAUCGACACUCCCCCGGAACAGUGGGGCAGGAGCCAGCGGUGGCGGUAGUGGAGAGAAUGGCCGAGUGGUCAGCCACGACUUCCCCAAGUCCAUGCAAUCUAUUCCCUGCAUGAGCCACAGUUCAGGGAUGCCCUUGGGAGCCACAGGAUUAUAAC
This is a messenger RNA of Equus quagga, 2795 nucleotides long. RefSeq names its product glutamate ionotropic receptor AMPA type subunit 1 (gene GRIA1). Bases 74 to 2794 code for a protein of 906 amino acids. The transcript is spliced from 16 exons. Gene Ontology annotation, molecular function: transmitter-gated monoatomic ion channel activity involved in regulation of postsynaptic membrane potential; AMPA glutamate receptor activity. The record is from RefSeq and is a predicted model, not a curated record. Gene Ontology annotation, biological process: synaptic transmission, glutamatergic; modulation of chemical synaptic transmission; monoatomic ion transport. Lineage: Eukaryota; Metazoa; Chordata; Mammalia; Perissodactyla; Equidae. Gene Ontology annotation, cellular component: AMPA glutamate receptor complex; postsynaptic membrane; plasma membrane.